Molecule: messenger RNA, 276 nt
Organism: Dictyostelium discoideum AX4
Lineage: Eukaryota; Evosea; Eumycetozoa; Dictyosteliales; Dictyosteliaceae
Exons: 1
Coding region: 1-276 (91 amino acids)
Source: RefSeq, a predicted model, not a curated record
AUGGCAUUUCUUUUAAAUUACAACUUUCAAAUUCAGUCAAAAAAUUUAAAUACACAUGGAGUUUUUAAUCCUGGUCAACAAAAUAACCAACAAAAUAAUCAACAUAGAUCGCCACCAAGAAAACAUGUCUUGAGCCAUUUCGAUGACUCUUUCCCAUUAGAAUCUCAUACCAUUACUAGAACUUCUUCUCUUAAAGAUGAGGAUGAUUUCAAAUAUGGCCAUCGUCCAACCUAUGACCAAGACGACCAAUUAAUAUUCGUAAUUGACGAUCUUUAA